AUGAUCAAGCCAGGAGUAUCUUUAACUCAUAUUGCUUCAAGCUUAGAAAAAGAAGGGCUCAUCAAAAGCCCCCUUUCCUUCCGACUUCAUACUCUUCUUCAAGGGGUCUCUCAGCACCUCAAAGCAGGAGAGUAUCAGUUUGCGCCUUACAUAACACAAGAAGAAGUUUUAAAGAACUUACACAAAGGAAAUGUUGUACAGCAUGAUAUCACCCUUCCAGAAGGCAUCCCUUUAGAACAAGCAAUGAUGGUUUUAAACACACAUCCUAACCUUAAAGGAAAGCCCUUAACAGAAAAGGAUUUUGAGCUCUCUCCUCCUCUCGCAGAAACAUACUUUUUUAUAAAAGGGACAACACGGCGAGAAAUUCUUUCACGUAUGCACUUUGAUUUAAAAAAACUUCUAAAUCAGCUUUGGGAAAAACGAUCCUCAACAACCGUUCUUAAAUCACCGCAAGAAGCCUUAAUUCUUGCAGCUGUUGUUGAAAAGGAAACAGCCAUACCAAUAGAAAGGCCUUUAAUUGCUGCAGUUUUUCUAAACCGUUUGCGUAUUGGAAUGCCUUUACAGUCUGACCCAACUGUUUCCUAUGGCCUUUUUCGAAAAAAUGCUCGCCCUCUUAAUCAAGCCCUCAGUCGCAAAGAGCUAAAAAUCCCAACGCCCUUCAAUACUUAUCUCAAUAAAGGACUCCCCCCUUCCCCUAUCGCAUUGGUUGGGAAAGAAUCUUUAAAAGCUGUAUUUCUUCCUGUAAAAAGCAAACAUCUUUACUUUGUUGCAGAUGGUAAAGGAGGUCACUUAUUUGCCAGCACACUAAAAGAGCAUCAAAAAAACCAUGCUCGCUGGCGCCACAUCCGAAAAAAGCAAUAA
Messenger RNA from Stylophora pistillata, 861 nucleotides. RefSeq names its product endolytic murein transglycosylase-like. The record is from RefSeq and is a predicted model, not a curated record. Lineage: Eukaryota; Metazoa; Cnidaria; Anthozoa; Scleractinia; Pocilloporidae.